Cavia porcellus (domestic guinea pig) is the source of this 2367-nucleotide messenger RNA. RefSeq names its product glycoprotein A33 (gene Gpa33). The coding region runs from base 182 to 1129 and encodes 315 amino acids. The record is from RefSeq and is a predicted model, not a curated record. Gene Ontology annotation, cellular component: plasma membrane. The transcript is spliced from 7 exons. Lineage: Eukaryota; Metazoa; Chordata; Mammalia; Rodentia; Caviidae.
UUGGGACCUUCAGAGCAAUAGGUGGAGCAUAAGCCCAACCCCACACGUGAGCUCACUGCUAGUUCAGAGGAGGGCGGGUCCGUGGGCCAGUCUGGGCAGAGGUGGACAAGACAAGCAGAACUGCAGAGACCCCAGGCUGCCUAGUGUCCGCCACUGCUAGGGUUGGAGCAGAGAGGAAGAGAUGCAGCCGGUGCUGUGGAUGCUGUGUGCAGUGUGGGUGACAGUCGAUGCUAUCACUGUGGAAACCUCACAGGAUGGUAUUCGGGCGGCCCGAGGAACAAGUGCCACUCUUCCGUGUAUAUACCGAACUUCUUCCAAUGAACGAAAUGGAUUUAUUCAGUGGGAUAAGCUUCUUCUGAGUCACACGGAAAGUGUGCUCAUCUGGAGUUUCGAUACCCUAGACUACACCUACGGCAACCUCUACAACAACCGCGCGCGGCUGGUGGGGAACACCCACCAGUCAAACGCCUCCAUCACCAUCGACCAGCUGACCAUGGACGACAAUGGCACCUACGAGUGCUCCGUGUUGCUAAAGUCGGACCUGCAGGGCAGCCCCAAGUCGCGCAUCCGCCUCCUGGUGCUGGUGCCACCUUCUGUACCAGACUGCCGAAUCGAGGGAGAGACUGUGAUCGGGAACGACAUCAAGCUGAGCUGCCAGUCUGCAGAGGGCUCCCCGGCCCCUCAGUACACCUGGAAGAGUUACGAUUCCCAGUACCUGGAACGGUCUCUGCCUUCACCAGCCUCAGACCAGAGCCUCCUUCUGAAGAACAUCUCCACACUCAUGUCGGGCUACUACACCUGCUUCUCCAGCAAUGAGAUGGGGAUGAAGAGCUGCAACAUCACACUGAUCGUCAGAUCUCCCUCCAUGAACGUGGCUCUGUACGCGGGCAUCGCGGGCGGAGUGGUGGCCGCCCUCAUCCUCAUCGGCAUCAUCGCCUACUGCUGCUGCUGCCGAGAUGGGGACAGCAAGGAUGAGGAAAAGGAGGCCGCAAGGCCGGACCGGGCAAUUUACCGGGCACCAAAAGAGCAAAUUCCAGAGUCUUCCAGGAGGAGAGAGGAGGUGGAUGAAGAUGGGCACGAACACCAAAGAAGCUCCGGGCGCCAAUCCCCAGGCCAUGCUGAUCAGUGACAGUGCCUGCUGCACGUAGGGGAGGAAGGGUGAAGGCUUCACCCUCCUGCUUGUCUCCCCUCGAACUCCCUCCCCAGCUGUUCCCCCCAGCCCCCGUCAGGAUACACCUGAGUGGCUGUAAAGAUUCCAUCUGAGCUGACCAUGUCAGCCACACACUCCCCACUGUGUGGUCAGGUCUGACCCUCGCCCUGCACCAGGCAGCAGCCCCCGCUCCCCUUCAGCUGGCCUGCUUCCCAAAGCACAGUUGUGUGUGCAGGCAGCCUGCUGUGAGCGCUCCAUAGAGCCAUGCAACCUCCAAAGGAGAAGGAGCCUCCCUGUGCCUGUGUGCCCAGCUGCUGGGGCUGCACUGGCUACAGUCUUGUGGAAGGAAGGAGUAUGUGAGGGACUUCCUGGUACUGCUUACUUUCCUCACUUGGGGGGGUCACACGUCCUAGCCUCUGUAAGCCUCCCAUGCCCGUGCACUUUCCUUCUCUGCCUUGACAAAUCCUGCCGUUCCUGCCAGCCCAUCUCUGAUCAUGAAGCUUUCUAUAACCCUAUGCUGAUGGCCCAUAACAGUGGGGACAGUUCUAUUGCUUUGUCCACACAAGAUCCUGGGCUCACAUAUGAGCUUCCUGGAGCAAGGCCUGGGUCUUACCAUGCCUGCUUUCUCUGCAGCCACGGGGUCUGCAUUUGGGAGCCUGCUUUGACACACUGGGCCUUCUUGAUAUGACUGUGGACACGAGGAUGUUCCCCACCCAAACCCAUGAGUUGGACAGCUGAUAGAAUUGAUUACAAAUGAACACACAAGCCAGGCACAGUGGUGCAUACCUGCAACUCCACUACUGAGGGAGGCUGAGGCAGGAGGAGUAAAAAACUGAGUCCUGCCAGGGCAACACUGAGGCCUUGUCUCAGAAAAAUAAAAAAUUGCUCAGGACGUAGCUCACUGCGAAAUCAGGCUGCUGUGAGAUCCUCCCACUGCUGCUCCCCUUCUUGCUGUCCUCUCCCCUCCUGUGGCCUGCACAGGUGGCCAGCAAUUCUCCUGCUCAUCAAUGUCUGGCAGCGGCUCUGCUCCAGUGGCUGGUGUCAAAUGCAGUUACUGUUAAGCAAAUGUUGAAUUUUCUGAAUAGUCAGAAAAGCAAUUCCAUCAAUCUGUUGUCCACUUGCAAUUUUUAAAAAAAAGUAUAUUUUUGUAUGUUUUGGUAAAUUUUUUGCUUCAUUUGAAAUGCUUGCAGGAAUAAUAAAAUUGACAGUGGAAGCUC